Molecule: messenger RNA, 1054 nt
Organism: Gossypium arboreum
Lineage: Eukaryota; Viridiplantae; Streptophyta; Magnoliopsida; Malvales; Malvaceae
Product: vacuolar protein sorting-associated protein 32 homolog 2-like
Exons: 7
Coding region: 234-890 (218 amino acids)
Biological process (GO): late endosome to vacuole transport via multivesicular body sorting pathway; vesicle budding from membrane
Cellular component (GO): multivesicular body; cytoplasmic side of plasma membrane; ESCRT III complex
Source: RefSeq, a predicted model, not a curated record
UGACAACUAACAUUCAAACAAAUAAAGCGCAGUGAAGAUAUAUAACCGUCAGUGCGCGCCACGUUGAAAACCAAUCCCACUUUCCCAGACUUUUCUUUUCAGUUUUUUUUAUUUCACAGAUUUCUCAACUCCCAAAUCCCCAAUUUCUUAAUUUUUACAGUUUAUAUAUAUGAUCGUAUUGGUGAUUGUUGUUAAGCAGAAUAUCAGGUGUUUUAAUUCGCGGAGAGGUAGCUAUGUUUAAAGGGAUUUUUGGAAAAACCAAGCCGGAAACAAAUGCUCUAACCACUUUAGACAAGUUAAAUGAGACCCUUGAAAUGCUAGAGAAAAAGGAAAGUGUGCUUCUGAAAAAGACUGCUGCAGAGGUUGAAAAGGCCAAGGAGUAUGCCAAAGGGAGAAAUAAGAAAGCGGCUAUACAGUGCUUGAAGAGGAAGAAACUGUAUGAACAGCAAAUCGAACAGCUUGGGAACUUUCAGCUUCGUGUUCACGAUCAAAUGAUAAUGUUAGAAGGUGCCAAAGCCACAACUGAAACGGUGGAUGCAUUGAGAACUGGAGCAACUGCGAUGAAGGCAAUGCAGAAAGCAACUAGCAUAGAUGAUGUGGACAAAACAAUGGAUGAGAUCAACGAACAAACCGAAAACAUGAAACAGAUUCAGGAAGCACUAUCAACUCCUAUCGGAGCUGCGGCUGAUUUUGAUGAGGAUGAAUUGGAAGCUGAACUCGAAGAACUUGAAGGUGCUGAAUUGGAAGAACAGCUUCUCCAGCCUGCAACAACUGCCCCGGCAGCACCAGUACAGGUGCCUGCUGGCAGUCAACCAGCUCGACCCGUUCCUCAAAAGCGCACAGCCGAGGAAGAUGAACUCGCUGCAUUGCAGGCUGAGAUGGCACUUUAAGGUAAGUCAUUCUAAGUUCAGUUUUAACUCUAUGGGGGAAUCACAUAUAGAGCUUUAAAACAUGGCUAAAUUACCUGAUAGUGUAGGUCACCAUUGCAUCCAGAAUGCCAUAAAUAUUUGUAUUAUUAAAUCAUCUUGAAUUUAUGUGCAUGAAACUAAACGAA